Theileria parva strain Muguga is the source of this 7844-nucleotide messenger RNA. RefSeq lists its product as uncharacterized. Gene Ontology annotation, molecular function: protein binding. The record is from RefSeq and is a predicted model, not a curated record. Lineage: Eukaryota; Apicomplexa; Aconoidasida; Piroplasmida; Theileriidae. Bases 1 to 7824 code for a protein of 2607 amino acids. The transcript is spliced from 6 exons.
AUGGCGGUUGGUAAAAUGAGAAGAGCACCAGAUAGUGGCGUUUCAAACGCUGUGUCGACUAUUAUUGAACACCAAAAGUUUAAAAAAAUGUUGGUUUUCGGACUUAGAUCACUCUCUGAUUUGUGUAAUCCAUCUAAUCAGCUAUACGUAGAAAAUGCCCUCUACGCCCUCGAAAGGAACGUAGUUAAAGGUAUUUUAACAGCUGUGGAAAACUUUGGAGACGAUGAAGAUUUGGUUUUGUGUUCAACUGUGAUUAUGUCCACGAUGUCAAAGGGCUGCUUGGAAUAUAGAGAGGACUCAGGUCUUUUGAAGAAGCUUGUUACUGAUGGAGGAGUUGACGUGGUCCAAAAGGCCUUGGAAAGAGCGCCUCAAGACGAGGAUGUUCUUGACAACUGCAUCAAGUUUUUGGAAAACGUAUCAAAUCUGGAAGGGCUUGGUAAUAGAGGCUCUGAGUUUGUACCUCAUGUUUGCAAGUCUAUGGAAGUUGUAAAAUCCUACCCAGUUGCUAACAGACUAGUACUAUGUCUUUCUAACCUCACCAAUCAAAGUGAGUCUUGUUUUGCCUUGAAAAAUAACCAAGGUAUUCAGCCCUUGCUUGACUUGUGCAUGAAAUUCCUCACUAAUGACAAAAGUGCCACCCUAGUUGAAAAUUGCUUUAAGACACUCUUGGCUCUAAGCCAGUUGAAGCUUAUGGAGGAGUCGAAUUUGCAGGCAGUGAUGAAUUUGGUGGAGUCUUGUAAGGACUCGAAAGUUGUCCUGAGUAGAGCGAGUGAGGUGAUAAAAUCUGUAGUCGACACUGCCAAGUUACAGAACAGUUUAAAGGUACUUGAGAAGAACGAUUACGACAGCCCGGAAUACAAGGUGGCUGUGAAUACAUUGAGAUCACUUUCAUAUAUUUCAACAAUGUCUGAAGAACUGGCUAAAAAAGGUGUUAUUCCAAUUCUCCUAAAGCUGCUAUCGGACAGCAGUGAGAAGCUAGGAGCUGGCGAGGCAAAAUUAGGAGCCUCUGGUGAACAGCUGUCUGAGGUAGUUUUUGGAGCCUCGAGAAUGUUGGCCUCUAUUUCCUCAAGUAGCUCUGAAUACGGACAACAGGUGUUAUCAAACAAUGGUUUGGAUGUUUUGGUGAGGGCUCUUUCACAGAGCAUCCAGUACCCGAGAUCAGUUGUAGGUUUAUCUUCGGUCCUUGUUCAGCUUUUAAAGUAUGAGCCGAAGUCCUUUGGAAACGCAGUUUCAGUAGCACUUCCAAUCCUUUACCAGUUGGCUGAAGACGAGGCAGUUUCUCACGCUUUGGUUGAGUUUUUGCUUGCAUCCAGUCAGUACUCUGAGUUGGAGAAUGUCUUUAUCCAGAACAAGGUACUCGAAAUUUUAAGCACUUGCUGUCAGUACCACACGUCAAACCUAGCUUAUCAGUUCAACGUGGUUUCAAUCCUGAACAGAUUUAGUCGUUUCAUAGAUAAUUUGAAACUCAUUCAUGAGUAUGGAGGGUUACAAGGUAUCACUUUUGCUCUUGAUCAGAAUUACAAGGAUUUGAAGUAUUGUUUGGAGGUUUUAAAUUUUGUCUCUGCAUUGGCAUCCACUUCGAAUGCUCAAAAGUAUUUGACUACUGGAGACUACUUGAUCGCCGAUGUUAUCCUUGAGCUUAUGCUACACUACAGGGACAAUGAGCCCGUGAUUGACUUGUCAGUUAAGAUUUUGGAGCUUGUUUUGGAAGAGAAGGACGUGGAAAAAUAUGCAAAACGGUUGAAUUCAGCUAUGCCAAACUCGGUUAAGGAUCCUGAUGGUACAUUUAAGGCCUUGACAGCACUUACUGGUGUUCACAAAAUAUCAAGAUUACGUCCUCUCUUGUCGAAAUAUAAUCCUUUGAACGGUGUUUUGACUGCUGUUACUGAGUGGUUGGACCACAACGGAGGCCCGGAGUGGGUUAAACAGAGGACUAAUUUGACCAGAGCAGCCCUAUCCCUCGUUGUGGUGUGCCAGACGAAUGAGGAAAUUCGGGAAACUCUGUUAACUGUUAGUGAAUUGGCAUGUGUUUAUCAAGUUAAAAAGGUGAUUGACCUUGAACAGUCUGACGAUAACUUUUUGCUACACUGCACUGGAGCUAUGGUGGUGUUAUGUGCCAUGGACAGGACCUACGACGAGUCUGAGGUGCAGGAGGCUGUGGAAUGUGUUUCGAAGGUAAUGAAGCGCCAUCAAGAUGUUCGCCAGGCUCAGGCAUCGCUUUUGGAGGCCUUAAACAAACUAAUGGAGCAGUCUGACAGAUUUUUCUUAUCAGCCAUUCUAAACACUGGGUGUUUGGCUCUGAUUGUAAAGUAUUUGAGUACUGUUCCAAUGUACUUGAAUUUACAGAUUUUGGGUAUUGGUCUCAUUUACAAGUGUUCACAACUGGACCCUCAGGUAGUUGAGUUUCUUAAGUCUUCGAAUUGCUUCCAGCUUUUAAGAGCUGUGAACCGAACUCACACUAAAAACAAGAAAUUGAGGGCAAUCGUUGGUUCUUUGCUAUCACUUUUGAUGCCUGCAGACGCUCUGGAGUCUGAGUUGGACCAGCUUCUUAAGGAUUUGGUAAAUUACGUUACAGACAAGGAUGCAGAGGGUGUUAACACCUGCCUUGUUUCAAUCAACCAGCUUCUCGUAUCAAAGGAAGCUGUAAAAGCUGCUGUUAUGCUGAAUAUUGCUUCCCCAGUUAACAAGGCCCUUGAUUGGACACUUGCAAACCCUAAGCUAUACACUGGUGAAGAAAAUUUAUUUGAGCCCACUUUGGCUGAGUUUUCACUAGUGGGACUUAACGUGCUGGCCUUUAGAACAGGUCUUGUAUAUGCCACUAAAAACUCAGUCACUAAGUUUUUCCUCAAAUUGUUCACUUCUCUAACCAGUAAUUCUCAAGUGAUGAUGGAGGAUGGAGUUGUGUCUACCUUGGAUGGUCUAUCAAUGUUAUUUCGUCAUGAUGUAGCAAAUAUUGACGAGGCGUUGAGGGACGAUUUGUUGUCCAAGCUAUCUUCAUGUUUCACUAGAAUUUUGAAUAGCUCUUCUGUGGUUUCGUCUGUGUGUAGGUGUUUGGGAUCUAUGUGCGCAAGUCCUGGCAAGUUGGACAAACUCCUGAAUAACUCCAACUUUUCCAAGUUUUGCAAUUACCUUGUGGAUAACCUUUCUUCACCCCAAACUACAGGUUCUAUGGAUAAGGAAAAGGUGGUGGAGAAUACACUGGUGGCUCUGAACGAGUUGCUCGGUACCAAGUAUCAGGCAUUAAUUGACUACUUUGACAAGAAUACCAAGAUUGUGGCUUCAUUGGUUGGGCUUUUGGAGGAGUAUUACAAGAACCCUGAGAUUGUGGUUCCAGCAUCGAACCUUCUCUCAUACUUUGACAAGAAGGUUGUACUGUCUAGGCUCCCUAAUCUUUCCUCAUUUUUGGAAACAGUUUCCAAGACUUUGGUUUACAAUAAGGCUGACGUUAGCGCAGUGGUUGCACUUCUGUCGCUUUUAGUCCACCUGCUGGACGACAGUAAUAAGGAGGAGUGUAAGAAGACUAGCGUAGUUGAAAGCAUCUCAACUGUGAUGCUAAUGCACCUGGAAAAUGAAGAGAUUAGUAGGCUGGGAGGUAUUUUGUUUUCACUUCUGGGUGCAGAGUGCCAGAUUUCAGCCCUCAUGCGUAACGUGAUACAGAUUGUGGAGGCUAAGGAGGAAAAUAUGGGACAGAAGGUCGACAAGUUAUGUCUAAUUCUUGCGAUGUACUUGGGAAGUGAAUUGAAGGAACGAUCUGAAGCUCUGAAGCACACUGAACCUUUUCUAUCUAGUCUGAACCAGUGUGUUUCGUUUUUGGCUGACAAUAGUAACCUUUUGUCCAGCACUUGCUGUGUUUCACGAAGGCUUUGCGAUUCUGCCUUCGAGGACCACGAAGAUCCCUUUGGAGCAUGGUCAGUUGCAAGCAGUAGCAACUUGGCUCAGAUUUCGUCUUUGGUAAAGAGUGAGUAUGGCUACAGUAACUUGAAGUUUUUGGUUAAUGCCUUUAGAGUUUUUACAGCAUGUGUUUACAAUGGUUAUACUGUAGAUACCAUGCUCGCUGAAGCUCCUGGCCUUAUGGUUAGGACUGUUCAGGUUCUUGAACGGUAUAAGGAAAAUUCUGAACUGGUUUUUAAUGUGUUGGAGUAUUGUAUGUAUUUGGCUAAUGCCACUGGAUCUGAUCCUGCCACCACUACCCCUGGUGUACAGGUACUUUUGGAGAAUUUCGGAAACCCAGUUGAUUUAAUUACCAGUGCUCUUACGGUUAAUAAAAACAACGAAUCUUUGCUUGUCACCGGCUUUAAUCUUUUGGCCGAGCUAGUGUCUAGCACCAAAAACCUAGACUCCAAUCAAGUUUUUAACAGUGUAGAAACAUGUCUUAAACUGGCUAAGGCGGUUUCGUCUAAGGGGAAUACUGUUGACAAAAAGUUGCCGCAAAACAGCUCACAAAUGGGUAAAAAUGCAUUGGAUUCAUAUGUUCAUUACUUUAACUCGGCAUAUAUGAAUGGGUAUUUGAAUGAUUACAUGAGUGGGGAUGUUGUGUCUAACAUGGUGAUGAUGUUUGAGGGGAAUAAUUUCGAAGGUUUAAGCCCUGUACAGUUUGCUCUUUUUGUGUUAAACUCUGCUACUGCUGGUGAGAUGGCUCAGCUUGAACGUUUAGGUGUUGUACAGAAGCUGCUUGGUCUGUUUGAGGGUCUUUUACAGUCCGAUAAGACUUUGACCAAGGAGGAACUUUUGCAGCUUCUUUCUGGUCUUUCUGAGGCUGUGAAUAGGGACGCAAUUAAGGCAGUCUUGGUAUUUAAAGAGCUUUUCCCCAAAAUCAAGUCGAAUGAAGUUCUGAAUACUGAUCCUGAGGUUGUUUCGUUGCUUCUGAACUCCUUAAUUCAAGCCACUGGGGUCAAGGGCGUUGGAAGCCUUUUACAUUCUGUAGAGCCUUUUAUGAAGUAUUUGGACGUAGUUUCAAAAGUAUGUCCCGACCUUGUAAAUAAAUUGAUGACAUUGAUCAAGAAGGAUUUACCAAAGAAGAAGACGUGUGAAACUGUCUAUCAAAAUUUGACCGAAUUAACAAAUUCUGGUUCCAGUGAUGAAUCUGUAACUCCAGACUAUUCUACUGUGACAUUGGAGAAUGCUUUGAUGAUGGAAGAUUUUCGCUUUGUGUCUGAUUUAUUGUUGAAGUACAAUGGUAAAGUUCAGAAGCCUGGCGAUACAGAGUGCAAAGACUUUGGGUUUGGGUUCAAGUGUGUUGAUGUGUGGUCUCGUUGUGAGGGGAAUGCAAGUAUGAUGGCUAAGUCUGGCCUAUCUGCAUUGCUGGUUUCUGCCCUGGCUAAACAGUCGGACUUGGUGCUGAUGGAUGCUCUUUUGGUUUCGUUGUGCAGCUGCUGUAAACAGAAGGAUUUGCUUCUCUCGUUUGUAUCCAACAAGGAAUUGGUUCCAAAUGCCGAUUCAUUUCUGGCCAAGGCUUAUCAAAAGCGCCUAGUGACUACUGGCGCUGAUCGAAAUGUUAACAUUGACUCUGCUUACGAAAAUGUUCUCUUUAAUUCUAUGCUCCUUAUUGACCUUACAGCAGUCAACCGCAAGGUUUAUCUCAAGAGCAAUGUGAUCCCCAGUCUCAUGGAGGUCUGGAGUCUCCACGACCAAAACAAGUACUCCUCAACUAAGAUUUUACGUCAGGUUUUCCGAACCCUCCGUAAAAUUGUCUCCGACCAAAAUGUCCAACUCAUGGUUAAAUGCAAACUCGUGCCAAGAACCAAUAAAGUCUUCUCUCAACUCACCACGAUCAAGGAGGAGAUUUGCAGUGUGCAGCUUCUAGAGAAGAUUAUAGCGGUGUUGGAUCGUUACGUAAAGUCGGGUUCGAGCAGCGCAAUUGUUACAAACUGUUGUCUGGCUCUGGCCAAUAUUUGCGUUGACUUUAAGACCGCCUCUGACAAGUUUUGCACCCUCCAUGGGCCUCGUCUGAACCUUGAAGUGUUUGUAAACUUUAAGUCAAACUUUGAGGUUGUGAACGGUUCAUCAAUUCUACUCUGCAACUUACUGUAUAAAAACGACAAGCUCAAGGAGCUCUAUGGUAAAAAUGGUACCCCUUCUGCACUGGUUGAGUGUUUGAUGAACUUUGUAGCCUCCUCAGAGCCAACGAGUCUCCGUUGCCUCGAGUCACUCUUCAAGGCCAUUUCUAACCUCGGGCUCUACACCAAAAACCUCCAAUACUUUAUGGAGGCUCACAUCGAAUCACCUUUUAAAAAAUGGUUUAACAAAGUUGUACAUACCAAAGAAUAUGAUGUGGGAUUGGUAAAGGUUGGAUUAAAUUGUUUGAGUAAUUUAGUUGUUGAGAAUAACGGAGAUUACAUGAAGAGGUUUGGUGUGAUUUUGGAGGAUUUGGUUUCCAUGUUGAACUCGGAGUUUGCUGAUGGGAAGGUCGUGUUUUUGGUUUUAGAUGUGCUGAACAACUUGUGUAGAUACAAGGACAAUGCUGGACGAUUUGUGGAACUUGAGGGUGUGUUUGCUGUUGUGAAGAAUAUGCGAAGGCUAAGCUACGAUGUUGAGGUCCUUGUCACUGGCAUUCACCUGUUUCGGCACAUGGCUCACGGAACUGGGGCUGUUAAGUUACUUGAAGUUGACAUUUUCUCUCUAUUGCUUGACAUUUUGGUACAAGCAAAUGAGCUCAACGAUGUCUUAAUUAGUAGCCUAAGAUGCCUCCGUAGACUAAUUCACAGUCCUGAAAUGGUUUACCUCCUUUGCUCCCAAGAUGGGCUCGACACCGUCAUCAAGUGCAGUUCCCGCAUGAAAGACCAGAGCAGUGUCCUUGUAGAGUCAAUUAGACUCAUCCUUGGCAUGCUUUAUUACACUGACCCCUAUACUGGAGGACAUACUCCAACAAAACAAUCCGAUUCAGAUGAAAGUACGGGUGUGAGUGAUGCGGAAUCAGAUUAUGGAUGGGAGAACAUAGGGAUGACAGCCACUACCAUCGUUGAGGUGAUUAAGUUUAGCUGUUACGUGGCUUCUCAAGAGUCUUGUCUGAAGAUGUCUAGGCUUCAGUCUUCAGUGGUUUCUCUGUGUGUUUACUUUAUGUCUUGUGGUCUUUGUGGCGAGGAGCUUGCAAUGAACGGUUUCUCAUUGAUACUCGAGAAUUUCAUCUCAAACUUCUGCUUAACUGCUCCGAACCUCGCACUUCUGGCUGUUGCAGCACUCGAGUCCAGCUUCAACUACCCUCCUGACCUCCGCAGUAGCAUACUCACCAAACCAAUCCAGAAGAAGCUCAGAGACCUCACACUUGUCAUUACCGAUAAACAAACUAAGGCCAAAUUAACCAAACUACUCGAACACUUUUCAAAUAACACUCAACCAUCCGUGAUUGGGAAAUUUGAUUUGGGAUUGAGCGAGUGGAAUGUGGAUCCUUACCCGAAUGGUGUCCAUGACUUGCCAGAGAGCAUGAAGGAGAUGCUCAGGAAUGGCGGCAAGUUCCACCUCGUGACUGAGGGUGACGAGGAAGUGAAGAGACGCUUGAAACGUGGAAAGGAGUUUGAGUACUCUUGGAGGGCAAGUCAAGACCUUCUCACUCUCGAGUGGACCCAUGAUGCACUCCAAGAGAAGAACAAAAUUGCCUUCAUGCGAGUUAGGAACAUUGCCAGGGGUCUUAAACAUGACCUCCUUGCCAAAGCUAACCAGAAAGACUACAAAAGGGUUUCAAAUGUUAACACACUCGUGCUCCUGGGCUCAUGUACCGAGGAAUUUCCCCAGGGCUUUGCACUUCCCAUGGUCUUUAAAAACAAUCAUGAACGCGAAGCCGUUGCUGAAGCAUUCAUACAAUGGCGUGAUGCUUCCUCCUUUAACUGACUUGUCAUACUAAUAGUCAC